Molecule: messenger RNA, 773 nt
Organism: Neohortaea acidophila
Lineage: Eukaryota; Fungi; Ascomycota; Dothideomycetes; Mycosphaerellales; Teratosphaeriaceae
Exons: 2
Coding region: 144-629 (161 amino acids)
Source: RefSeq, a predicted model, not a curated record
UUCCAUGGCCUGAUCUGCUAUGCAACGUGCCCGACGCCUUUUUCACGCUUAAACAUAUAUAUACCCUCAUCUCCGUCGAUGAAUGUCGAUCUUUCGCCAUCCAACCCUCAUCGAAACUACUUCUUGCAUUUCAGAAACUCAUCAUGAAGGUCCCAACACUGCUUCUCGUGGCUUUGAUCCCCGUCGUCUUGGCUGGCGGUGUAAUUGACAAACGAGAGCCCAAGUCGAAGAAGUCGACUUCAACCACCUCAACAUCCAUCAAGCACACCUCGACAUCAACCAAACACACCUCCACCUCCACCAAACACACUUCCACCUCCACCUCCACCAAAUCCACAUCCACUAAACAGACUUCAACACCCACAAAGUCCAAGAAAAACACCACGCUGCAGACGACAACAUCUGCGCCAACAACCACGGCACCGCCGUUCUGCCCGAACUCGCGAACAAUCCAAUGCGCAUCCGAGUACCUGAGCUGUCCGUGUGUCGCCCAGACCGUCGCGCCCGGACAGUUGCAAGUGGAAAUCUGUCAAAACAUUCAGGGCUAUUACGUGUGCGAUGGUCCCCCUUCCAUUUACUACUUUUCUCCUUCGAGUAUGCCUGCGGCAAAGGCUACUCCAGCAGUUUGAUCAUGAUGAGAUGGGCAGACAACUCGACGUGCGCUUAACGCGCUCGGGCAGCAUGUACUUGAUGCACUUGAAUGGUGGCUUGCUCGGACUGUCUGUGGGAUAGAUGCCCUGCUUUCGAAUGGCUCGAUUCACGUGGCGAGGUUC